Molecule: messenger RNA, 2106 nt
Organism: Anopheles nili
Lineage: Eukaryota; Metazoa; Arthropoda; Insecta; Diptera; Culicidae
Gene: l(2)34Fd
Product: nucleolar protein 10
Exons: 4
Coding region: 1-2106 (701 amino acids)
Biological process (GO): maturation of SSU-rRNA from tricistronic rRNA transcript (SSU-rRNA, 5.8S rRNA, LSU-rRNA)
Cellular component (GO): 90S preribosome; small-subunit processome; nucleolus
Molecular function (GO): protein binding
Source: RefSeq, a predicted model, not a curated record
AUGCUGGUAACCGAUAUAAAUAAUGUAAAAAUCUACAAUUUAAGUGGAGGAAAAUCCGUACCACAAUGGCUCACGGAUCGGAAGCAGAAAAAAGCUGCCAAAAAGAAUCCCGAUGCAGACCGGCAUAUCGAGUUGAUUCAGGACUUCGACAUGCCCGGUGUUGCAUCGUGCAUCAAAAUCUCUCCGGACGGGCAGUACAUUUUGGCGACGGGGACGUACAAACCACGUGUAAAGUGUUUCGAAGUUAGCAAUCUGUCGUUAAAGUUUGAACGUUGUUUCGAUUCUGAGGUCGAAAAGUUUGAAAUUCUUUCUGACGACUACAGCAAGGUAGCGUUCCUUCAUGCGGAUCGUUAUGUGGAAAUACAUGCCGGUCACGGACGUCAUUACCGAUUACGCAUACCGAAAUUCGGAAGAGACCUGAUGUAUCAUAAGCCCUCGUGUGAUUUGCUUUUUGUCGGCAAUUCGCCAGAUAUCUAUCGGCUGAACUUGGAACGAGGACAGUUUCUGCUGCCUUACACAAGCGAAUACGCAAGUGCCAUCGACAGUAUCACAAUAAAUCACGAACACCAGUUGAUAUGUGUCGGAACGCAGGACGGCACCCUCGAGAUGUGGGACCAUCGUGAUAAGAAAUGUUGCGGCACUCUGGACGUUGCGGCCAACUUACAGAACACGAGCGAGGUGGCGGCCGUCACGGCAUUAGAGUUCAAGAACGGGCUUACAAUAGCAACAGGUACUUCAACGGGCCACGUGCUACUGUUCGACAUUCGAUCACGCACUCCGCUUGCGGUAAAAGAUCACUUGAAUCAGUUGCCGAUCAAAAAGAUACGCUUUCAACCGGAUCAAAAAUCCGUCUAUUCACUUGAUGGCGCUAUGUUGAAGAUUUGGGAUGAAUCGUCGCUGAAGCAGAAAGCGUGCAUCGAAUCCCGUAGCAAUUUCAACGAUUUCGCUCACUUCCCUGGGAGUGGAUUGUUUAUGUUCGCACAGGAAGAUACCAAGAUGCUUCCGUACUAUGUACCGAGCGAGGGUCCAGCCCCGAAGUGGUGCUCGUUCUUGGAUAAUCUUGUAGAAGAGAUCACAUCAGAAACGGUGCAAAAUGUGUACGACGACUACAAGUUCAUUACGAAGCAGGAGCUCGCCGAAUUGAAACUGGAUCACCUGGAGGGCACGAAAAUGUUACGAGCAUACAUGCACGGGUUCUUCAUCAACAUACGACUGUACAAUAAGGCGAAGGCCGUAUCGGAUACUUUCGCAUUUGAUGGGUUCCGAAAGGAUAAGAUUCGAAAGCAAAUUGAAGCUAGCCGUCCGGCUCGGCUUCAACUAAAAUCGGCUUUACCUAAAGUCAACCGGGAGCUGGCCGAGCAGCUCAUGCAAGAGGAGCACAUGAAUAACGCGAAGCGCAGCGCCAUAGCGAAGGGUCUGUUGGGAGACAAUCGAUUCAAGCAAAUGUUCGACAAUCCUGACUUCGAGAUCGACAAGGAGGCGGAAGACUACCGACUGCUCAGCGCGGUGUUGCAACGAGCGGAGCGUGAUAAGGCGCGACGAAAGGAUAAAAUAGUCAUCACCCCGCUAGACGAGGAGGAAGAAGGAAGCACGGAUGACGAUCUUUACAGCGAAAAGAGCGAAAGUGAAAAGGAAGAAGAGAAAGAUGAAGAGGAAGAAGAGGAGCACGAACAGUCUGAUGAGGAAAUGGAUAUGCCUGUCAAGACGAAGAACAAUCCAAAAGCAUCCAAUGGGCGACAAAAAUUAUCUAGGAGUGAUCCAGAAGAAUCUCUCCAGGUUGAGAAUAAUGGAAAAGAAUUUACGCUAACCGUGGAAGAGGGAGCUAACUUCGACAUCAUGCAGCCUGCCAAGAAAUUACAGACCGUUUCCCUUGGCAAGAGGAUUAAAAAAAUGGAACACGCAACCACCAGUGUACAGUUCCAGAACGGAGUUGGCAGACGAGAAAUUACGUUCACGACCACUGGCCGCUCGAAGAAUGCCAAAAAAGAUCAGGAUCGCGAACGAGCGCGACAUCAGUCGGAAUUGAAAAAACACAAAGAAGAACGUCGUCAGGUAAUACGUUCGGCCAAGGGCGUAAUCAAAAAAACAGUAAUGAAACAACGCUAA